Penicillium cosmopolitanum is the source of this 1638-nucleotide messenger RNA. RefSeq names its product cytochrome P450. The coding region runs from base 1 to 1638 and encodes 545 amino acids. Gene Ontology annotation, molecular function: heme binding; oxidoreductase activity, acting on paired donors, with incorporation or reduction of molecular oxygen; iron ion binding. NCBI's taxonomy places the organism in Eukaryota, Fungi, Ascomycota, Eurotiomycetes, Eurotiales, Aspergillaceae. The transcript is spliced from 5 exons. The record is from RefSeq and is a predicted model, not a curated record.
AUGUCUACUGCCAAAGAACGUCUUGUUCUUCUGGUCCCUUCUACCAUCGUCGAGACUCUCCUCAUCAUGACCAUUGGUAUAACCAUGGAGCGACCAGCGACAAUUUUUGCUUAUACAUUAUCGGUCAAUUUUGUCUUAAUGUUUAUAUGGAAUGUCUUUAUAUGGCCAUUCUUCCUAAACCCACUGAGGCACUUGCCAACUGUACAUGGUCCUCUGAUUGGUGCGAAGGUGUUUCUGCGCCAUCCUCGUGGCAAGAUUGCUGUCGAUUGGCUACGAACUAUACCAAACGAAGGCCUAAUUCACUUUCGCGAGGCCCUGAACUUUAGCUUUUUGGUCGCCACCAACCACCGAGCAUUGAUGGAUGUCUUGCAUACAAACAGUUAUGACUUCGUAAAGCCUCCAGGUGGCCGGGCAUUCCUUGCCCGUGGCUUAGGGUAUGGGCUCAUUCUCUCUGAAGGAGAUAUGCAUCGGGCGCAGCGCAAGGCCGUCACCCCAGCUUUCACAAUCAAGAAUAUCCGCAGCAUGUAUCCCUUGAUGUGGAGCAAGACCCAACUGUUUCUUUCUCAGUUGGAGAAUGCAAUCAGACUUGACCCUGCGCCCGGAGAAAAGUCAGGACAGGCUGGAUUUGUUGAAAUUGGUGGAUGGGCAAAUCGCUUGACUUUAGAUAUAAUUGGCCCUGCGGCCAUCGGACGAGACUUUCAGUCACUUGAAAACGAAAAUGACCCUAUAUCACAAAACUUUACAGCAAUUCUGAAGCCAUCUGCUGAUUUACUGUUCUUGUUUGCGGUGUCUAUCAUAUUGCCUCAGUGGCUUGUGAAAAGCAUCCCCUGCAAAGCAAAUAUUGUGCUCCCGCGCAAGGUAGGCUAUUUGCGAACGGUAUUUCAUGACAUUCUUCAAGAAAAGAGAAAACAGCUUGCUUUGGAGAAAAACAAGGAUAAGAAUAUCGAAGGUGAUAUUUUGGGUACAAUGAUGAGAGGUGGAGAGUUCACCGAUAACGAGCUGGUGGAUCAAAUGCUCACAAUUCUGGCAGCUGGGCAUGAGACGACGGCCGGUGCUCUCACAUGGUGCUGUUACCACCUCAGUAUCGAACCGCACAUCCAAGACCAUCUCCGACAGGAAAUCCGCGAUACGAUUCCUUCUCCGGAUGCUUCCGUUUCAUGGCAGGAUCUAGAGGGAAUGCCCUAUCUCAACGGCGUAUGCCAAGAAGUUCUACGACUCUACCCCACGGUCCCCAUGACUGGCCGCGAAGCGAUUCGAGAGACUACAAUCGCGGGCAAGAAAAUACCGAAGGGCACGACCGCCGUCAACCGCAGCUACGAAUUCUGGGGCGAGAACGCAGACCAGUUCCUUCCGGAGCGAUGGAUCGACACUGACUCCGAGACAGGAAAAAAGUCUCCGAACAAGCACGGUGGUGCAUCGACGAAUUUCGCUCAGAUUACGUUUCUCCAUGGGCCACGCGCGUGCAUCGGCAAAGAUUUUGCAAAGGCAGAAUUUCGAUGUGCGGUCGCGGGUCUUUUUGGAAACUUUCAACUCCAAUUGAAAGAGGCCGAGCAGAAGAUUACAUAUGGGGGAACUCUGACGAGUCAGCCUAUUGAGGGUAUGCAUUUGAAGUUGACCAAAUUGGAAGGCUGGGAGUAG